Aspergillus nidulans FGSC A4 is the source of this 1481-nucleotide messenger RNA. Its product is annotated as nicotinamide/nicotinic acid mononucleotide adenylyltransferase. Lineage: Eukaryota; Fungi; Ascomycota; Eurotiomycetes; Eurotiales; Aspergillaceae. The coding region runs from base 1 to 858 and encodes 285 amino acids. Gene Ontology annotation, cellular component: nucleus. Gene Ontology annotation, molecular function: nucleotidyltransferase activity; nicotinamide-nucleotide adenylyltransferase activity; catalytic activity. The record is from RefSeq and is a predicted model, not a curated record. The transcript is spliced from 3 exons. Gene Ontology annotation, biological process: NAD+ biosynthetic process.
AUGACCGAAUCCACUCAAGAACAGGGCAACGAUGGCCAGCGAAUGCCCCCCGCCCCGGCGACCCCCGUUGAGGAUUACGUCUUCCCUGAAUAUCGCCUGAAGCGUGUGAUGGAUGACCCGGAAAAGACGCCGCUAUUGCUUAUAGCUUGCGGUUCAUUCUCACCUAUUACGUUCCUGCACCUGCGCAUGUUCGAAAUGGCCGCCGAUUACGUCAAACUGAGCACAGAUUUCGAAAUAAUUGGAGGUUAUCUUUCGCCCGUCUCGGACGCCUACCGCAAGGCAGGUCUUGCGAGUGCCAAUCACAGAAUUGCAAUGUGCCAACGAGCCGUGGACCAAACGUCAGACUGGAUGAUGGUGGAUACAUGGGAGCCGAUGCACAAGGAGUACCAGCCAACUGCCAUCGUACUGGAUCAUUUUGACUACGAGAUCAACACUGUCCGCAAAGGUAUCGAUACCGGAAAAGGCACUCGAAAGCGAGUGCAAGUCGUCUUAUUGGCCGGGGCAGAUUUGGUCCAUACCAUGUCUACGCCCGGAGUAUGGAGUGAGAAGGAUCUCGAUCAUAUUCUUGGACAGUACGGGACUUUCAUCGUCGAGCGAAGCGGGACAGAUAUUGACGAGGCGCUCGCGGCAUUGCAGCCAUGGAAAAAGAAUAUCCAUGUUAUUCAACAACUUAUUCAAAAUGACGUUAGCAGCACUAAGAUUCGCUUAUUCCUCAGGCGAGAUAUGAGCGUACGCUACUUGAUCCCUGACCCGGUGAUUGAGUACAUCUAUGAGAAUAACCUCUACAUGGACGACGGUACGACACAACCGACGGCCGACAAGGGCAAGACACGAGAGGAGCCCGCGCCUUCAAAUUAGCAUUGCUCAAAAAGCCAGAUAAGGCCACGCGACGACGUCAUGACGACCAUUGCUGGUUUCACGAAGAUAUCAAACCGCCGGGCGAAUGCAAUCUCUGCGCUGAUCUGAGCAAGCACUGAUUCCGGUAAGCCGCAAGUUGGGGGAGGAUUUAAUGAGCCCAACCGUAUGGGUUUGUUCCGGUCAAGUCACUGCGAUUAACGACACGCCUUAUGACUGUCAUAUCGACAGGUCCCUCUCCAGAGCCGGCCUACACAACAGUGAUGCUGGCGAUUCUUCUAUUCCAAGCCCUCAACAUCUAAGUGCAGCGGCGAAUUCCACGAAACCUCAACGGGUAGCCUAGUGCUGAUUGCCUUGGCCUCUUCAUCCUCAUCCCAAGAGUCCGGUACGCCUCUCUUGGGCACAUGUCUGUUAUGUCACACCGACCGUCUCAUUUAUUUCCGAGCGGAAGCACCCAGUUAUUUUUAAAGCGUUCUCGUUCCCGUCUCUUUCAAGUUAUACCCUUCCCAUAUUUUAUGUACCGAUAUCGAUGACAGAUAGAGUCCGGUAGAGCUAGACCCACAGCUGGAGCAACCGGCCAAUGUAUAUACAAAGGGUCUUUCUGAAAACAUGUUUUCCUCAAGAGC